Messenger RNA from Ornithodoros turicata, 3543 nucleotides. Its product is annotated as lysosomal alpha-mannosidase-like. Gene Ontology annotation, biological process: mannose metabolic process. The record is from RefSeq and is a predicted model, not a curated record. Gene Ontology annotation, cellular component: lysosome. The coding region runs from base 545 to 3529 and encodes 994 amino acids. Gene Ontology annotation, molecular function: carbohydrate binding; alpha-mannosidase activity. Lineage: Eukaryota; Metazoa; Arthropoda; Arachnida; Ixodida; Argasidae. The transcript is spliced from 24 exons.
UCUGCGAUUUUGUCGUGUCAUCUUUGCGCUCUGUCGUCGUGAACGCGUUCGCGUGCUCCAGUGUCGUCUGCUUGUUAAAGAAACGGCACUGACUCGUGCCAUCUUCGUAACUGCACGAACUAUCCGUUUCCUGGUAGACGUCUGCUUUGACUUGGCAGUUGGUGUAAUUCUGGGAACCAUAGCAGCAGGACAUUUCGUAAGUGUUUUUACUUUCGUUCGACGGCGUAUCGCUCAGCGACGUCUCGCUGUUUGUGUCUACCGAAAGGAUUUUGUCUAUGAUGUGGAACACCGAGUCCGCAUGCAUUUCGAUCGCAGACGACAUCAUGUUCGCCAUACUGGAAGGGUCGGCGGCUUGACUGUAGUCUUGGCAAGGCGGGGAAGAAUAGCUAGGCGAUGUGCCGAAGGAAGAUGAUGAAAACUGCGAAGGAGACUCGCAUGUGUGCUUCAGAAUGGACGUAGUUGUAGUGGUCGGUAAAGCUGGACUUCGCCGGCACAAGCACUCGAAGGGUGGACACGAACAGUGGACGUCGUCUGCAAUGAGAAGAUGCGUCGGGGAAUGCUCAAGAGGACGUCAGCGGGUGUUCUGCCCUUGAUUUGUUGUGUCGCCAGCCUCAUCGUCGCUGCUGCUCUGAGGAUAUGUGAAGAAAAGGGUUGCCCGACGUUGAAGGCGAGAUUAGUCAACAUUCACCUUAUUCCUCACAGCCAUAAUGAUGCAGGGUGGAUUAUCCGCUUAGAAGAUAUGUACAAAGGGGACGUUCAAGGUAUUUACGACGGCACCAUAGAAGCUCUGCUGAAAAACAAGGUUCGGCGUUACGUAUCUGCAGAAAAUGUCUACUUUUCUCGCUGGUGGAGCGGCCAGAAUGAAACAUUACGAAACAACGUGCGGGCAUUAGUAAGCUCUGGGCGACUGCAAUUCGUUGGCGGCGGCUGGGUCCAGAACGAUGAAGCCGUCACGCAUUACACGGCAAUCAUAGACCAGAUGACGUUAGGCCUAAGGUUCCUCAACGACACAUUUGGGGAAUGUGGCCGCCCAACUGUCGCAUGGCAGGCUGACCCCUUUGGACAUUCGCGGAAUCAGGCUAACCUCUUCGCUCUGAUGGGGUUUGAUGGUUUGAUGAUCGCCAGAAUAUCCAUGGACACAUUCGAUGAGCGGGCUUCGAGGCGGCAGCUCAUCUUCGUCUGGAGGACAGAGCCUGGAAGCGCCCGCGACGCCGACAUCUUGACCUGGAUUCCUCCCAACACGUAUAACACGCCUCUGUACCAUGUCUACACAUUAUGCCCUGGCGAACUUGGUUUUGAAAAAAAAGACAUUUUCUUCCAUGAACCUUCCCGCAUGGCUCUGUACUCCCUCAACUUGACUAGCGUGUAUCCUGCAAAGCACCUUGGCAUUCUAUACGGAGGUGACCUGGCUUUCCGCAGCGCCGAAGAAAACUACGAAUAUAUGGAUGCUGUUAUUCAAGGAGUUAACAAGCUGGGCACAAAAAACUACACGGUCCACGCGUCUUACUCGACUCCUAGCUGUUACCUGAACGCUCUUCACGCAUCUAACCGAACGUGGAGCGUCUUCGAUGAAGAUUUCUUCCCUUACACGGACAUGGCUAACCGGACGUGGGCGGGCUUCUUCACGUCUCGGCCUGUUCUAAAGUACUUGGCCCGCUACUCCAACGGAUUUCUACAGGCCUGCAAGCAACUAUCAGCUGCUGCAGGGGGCAGGAGUAGUGCGCAAGUACGAGUACUCCAGGAAGCGGUCGCCACAGCGCAGCACCAUGAUGCAAUAACGGGUACAUCCACCGAUCUAGUUGCUCUGGACUAUAUUGCAAGGCUGACGAAAGGGAUCGACCAGUGCGAGGUUGCAAUGAAGGCUUCUCUCUCAUUUCUACUUAGCUCUAGCAAGACGAACCCCAAUCCGAUACCCUUCACAUUCUGCCAUAAUCUGAAUAUCAGCCAAUGCCGGUUCACUGAGAAAAACAGAGAGUUCAUUGUUCUGGUUUAUAAUCCAAUGAGCCGGGCUGAGAACGUCACUCUUCGGUUCCCGAUUUCCAGUAAAAAUGUCUCCAUCACGGACGUCGACGGAGGAAACGUCGAAGCACAGGUAGUGGAGGUGCUGCAACAUUCCACCCCCAUUCCGGAUCGAACAACGAACGUGAAGUGGGAACUGGCAACUGUAGUGCCCGUCCCAGCUUUAGGCUUCUCGACGUUCCACGUAACAGUUAACUCCCCGCAGCGUAACAGUCGAUAUAUCCUACGUAGUCGGAAAGCCCGGUUAUCACGUGCAUUCCGUCGAAUCGUGGCAGCCUCAGCUUCUGUAAGACAGCCUCUGCACCUCAAGAAACAGGAAGAAUACAUCGAAAACAGUCGAUACCGGCUGGUCGUGAAUACCAGCACUGGCACGAUAUCGAAGAUUCAUCUGGUGAAGGUCCAGAAAGUGUUGCUCUUUCGCCAGACUUUCCGAAUAUACAAAGCACAGGAUGAGGCAGGUGUUCAGUCUCCAGGCCACUAUGUCUUCUCCGCCGCACACCCUUCGGACAACCUAUCCGGCGACGUCAAGUAUAAGAUAGUGAAGGGUCCACUAGUGGAAGAGAUCCACCAAGUCCACAACGGCAGCGUCUCACAAGUGAUACGGCUGUACAAGGACGCCGACACCAUCGAGUUCCAGUGGACGGUAGGGCCCAUCCCCAUUGAUUGGAGCUUCACUGGAGCAGAUGUUAUUACGAGGUACGAGACAGACCUCAGAAGUGCCAAUACAUUUUACACGGACGGCAAUGGGAGGCAAAAUAUGAAGAGGACACGAAGAGUAUCCCGAAUCGCGCUACAAGUACCUUCAAAUUAUUAUCCGGUCGUGUCGUGGAUUUACAUACAGGACAAAAAACACGGACUCCAGCUGUCGGUCAUCCCGGACAGACCGCAAGGUGGAAGUAGUAAUCGUGACGGAGCGCUAGAACUUAUGGUGCACCGAAGACAUGCAUCGAUUGAUCACCUGGGGAAUCCCGAAUAUUUGACUGAAGCCGACGACAAAAAUCAAGGCGUCAUCGUGACGGGAAGACACCGAGUGUUCUUUGGGACAUUGGAAGAGUCCGUCUACGUGGUUCGGCUGGAGUCUCUACGCAGCGUCUACAUGCCCGUACCCGUAUUUGUCGCACCGUCGAAGCUACUGAGACAUCAGCGUGUUAAGCGUUCCAUUCUCCGAGGGAGUUUCCCAAAUGCACUACAUGUGCUAACACUGGAACCCAUUAAGAGCAAGGUCCUUCUUCGACUGGAGCACCUAGGGGCUGUGGAAGGCACAGUCAGCUUAUCCAUAAACACACUGCUAAAAGACUUCGAGUUGGUAGACAUCCAACCUACUCUUCUGGCGGCCAACCAGUACCUGAAGAACGCCACCAGAAGACUUAAGUGGAAGGUCGCCGGACAGCGAGGCGAAAACCACGCUACGGAGUCCCGUUUCCUACUAGGAAGAAGUUCCGAUUACAAAGUCACUCUUGCGCCUGGAGAGAUUCAAACUUUUGUAGCGAACUUGCAGAGCAGGCACUAAAAGCUUUCUGAAUU